Messenger RNA from Westerdykella ornata, 510 nucleotides. Its product is annotated as ribosomal protein 60S. The record is from RefSeq and is a predicted model, not a curated record. The coding region runs from base 75 to 413 and encodes 112 amino acids. The transcript is spliced from 3 exons. Gene Ontology annotation, biological process: translation; cytoplasmic translational elongation. Gene Ontology annotation, cellular component: ribosome; cytosolic large ribosomal subunit. Lineage: Eukaryota; Fungi; Ascomycota; Dothideomycetes; Pleosporales; Sporormiaceae. Gene Ontology annotation, molecular function: structural constituent of ribosome.
UCAGUCUCCGGUCACACGGUUAAAUCGAUUGUGCUCCUGUUCUUCCUACCGAACUACCAACCCCACAUUUCAAAAUGAAGUACCUCGCUGCCUACCUCCUCCUCGGCCUUGGUGGAAACACCUCGCCGUCCGCCGACGACGUUAAGGCCGUCCUCGAGUCCGUUGGCAUUGAGACUGAGAGCGACCGUCUCGACAAGCUCAUCUCCGAGCUUGAGGGCAAGGAUAUCAAUGAGUUGAUCGCUUCCGGUUCCGAGAAGCUCGCCUCCGUUCCCUCUGGUGGCGCUGGCGGCGCUGCUGCUGCUGGCGGUGCCGCCGCUGGCGGAGCUGCCCCUGCUGAGGAGGCAAAGGCCGAGGAGAAGGAGGAGGAGAAGGAGGAGUCUGACGAGGAUAUGGGCUUCGGUCUCUUCGACUAAAUGUCUCAUUGCGUCAAAAUGCCAAUCAAAAAUUGCUCUCCGUGGCUGUGGUGAGGAGUAUCCUGCCGCACGAAAGGGAAAUUGGAAGUUGUCGAGC